Molecule: messenger RNA, 1376 nt
Organism: Tilletiaria anomala UBC 951
Lineage: Eukaryota; Fungi; Basidiomycota; Exobasidiomycetes; Georgefischeriales; Tilletiariaceae
Exons: 3
Coding region: 197-1255 (352 amino acids)
Source: RefSeq, a predicted model, not a curated record
UAGACAAUAUGGCCUCGCAGGUGACGCAUAUCGCAGCUCGCUUGAGUCUUGAUGAUGCUCUAUAGACCCUGUGCAUUCUUGGCUUGUUCACACGUUGGGCUCGCAUUCGAGGUCCUUCGCUCCAUGAUUUCAUGCAGUGUUUGGCAAGACUCGUAGCUUUCUUCCGGGUACGAGAAGGUCUCAGAGCCCGUCCACGAUGAGCUACAACGCUGGCGCCGGCGACUCUAGCGCACCGACAUGGAGCGACAAUGGCCCGUACCAGUCCACCUUACCUACAGGUCCUGCCAAUCCUGAACCAGGGACACGCAAAGAAAUCACGCGCAUAGUCGGCUCCCGUGCUGCGUCACAAUUGACGGAGAAGGAAGCAGAGGCGCUCAGCCGCCUCAAAAAAACCGCAAGCAAUUUCAAGUUCGCGGGAUACAUUCUCGGCACUCUAGGCACCACCUUCUUCAUGCGAAGACGCAAGCCGGAUAUCAAGCACUUUUCUUUGCUAGCGUAUUCGACAGCGGGAGGUCUUGGCGCUGCGUUUCUCUUGGAGGAUCUCGGCGUGAUUGCUGGACAGCGAUACCUCAAGGAUGUCGAAGAUCCGCAGCAUCUAGCCAUGGUACUCAAAGAGGCGAGAGCGGAUCGGAUCCAACGACAGCAAGGUACCGGGCCGCCUCCACCUCUACAGGCAACGCAAGAUGGUGUACGCCAACUUCCCGCUAGCAUCUUCAACCCAUAUGACAGCAGCGAGGUUUCCCGAGAUCAACCAUAUGUAGGCAACGGGAGCUGGAGCGCCAAUUCUGCCCCACUUGACGCAUCUAAUCCGUCUACAAGCGACGCGUAUUUCGAAGGGCGAGAAGCAGGGUGGCAAUCGCGGACGCAGUCGCCGCCCCCAUCGCAACCACAGCAGGACCAGCUGCCUCCAUCGCGCUGGGCGCAGCUCCGCGGCGAGCGCGGCGCGCAGGUGUCCCGCUGGGACGAGCUGCGACAGCAAAACGCUCGCGAUGGGCUGAGUCAGACGCCAAGGCUUUUGCCUGGACAAGGACCGGUGCAACAGCCGCAGUCGCAGUGGCAAAGUCCAGGGCAAGGGCAAGGCGAUUUUGCUUCCACGGCUGCAAAUGUCAACCCGAGAAGUGGAGCGAUACUAGCUGAUCCGACAUUCGGCAAGGGCACGCAGGAAGACCGUGCACGAGCGAGCAGGGAGUUCGAGGCGUCCAUGGAAAGAGAGCGCCGAGGCAUGGACAGCGCCGGUGAUUCGUGGGCUCGAUGACAAUGAUGAUGAGGAUGAAACAAAGUGUAGCUUACAGAUACGUGAGACACAAGUACAAACAUGCAAAUGCAGUACGCAAGCUGAGAAUGUGUCGAAGUCUUAUUGGAUACCUGUUCAUGAA